This is a messenger RNA of Acromyrmex echinatior (Panamanian leafcutter ant), 1453 nucleotides long. Its product is annotated as NAD kinase 2, mitochondrial. Gene Ontology annotation, cellular component: mitochondrion. The record is from RefSeq and is a predicted model, not a curated record. Lineage: Eukaryota; Metazoa; Arthropoda; Insecta; Hymenoptera; Formicidae. Gene Ontology annotation, biological process: NAD+ metabolic process; NADP+ biosynthetic process. Gene Ontology annotation, molecular function: NAD+ kinase activity.
UUACAGCGAAUAGAUGACGUGAAAUGCGUAAAUUGGGCCGACCUGGUGAUCACAAUCGGCGGAGAUGGCACCUUUCUCUUGGCCUCGAAACUGAUAACAAAUAAUAAAACGCCGAUAUUUGGCAUUAAUCCGCAUCCCGGAAUCAGUACCUUCACACUGCCGAUUGAAUACAGUACAGACAUCGAAAGGAUAUUUGAGAAACUGUAUGCGGGGGAUUACACCGUCUUGAUGAGGAGUCGUAUACGUACAGUAAUGACAGGAGAAGGAUUAUAUCAACAGCCCUUUCAUAUUCACGAAAAGAGUCGCACACGAGGCGAAAAAAGAGUCGACGCACUCAUGAGAUCCACUCAGAGGAAAAUAGCGGAUGCCCUGCAGCCCCGUCAGAGAAUUUUACCUUGGCUGGCAUUAAACGAGGUAUUCAUGGCCGAAUUUAUGGCGUCGAGGCCGAUCGUGUUGGCGAUUCAGGCAGAUGAAGAGAAAAUGUUCAUGAUCCGUUCCUCGGGUAUCUGUGUCUGCACGGGCUCAGGCUCUCGAUCCUGGUUCAAGACAAUGAAUUUGCAGACCGUCCAAACCGUUCAAACUCUUGUGGCCAUGGCAACUGACAGACAACUGGAUAAGAAAGAAACCCACGAAGUGUUGAACAAGUAUCACAGUAAUCUUCUGUUUCCACCAGACGAUUUAAAAAUGGUAUAUAUGAUAUAUGAGAUGUCUCGAAGUGCACUCUGGCCAAAGCUUCUUUCGGACAAGCGAAUGUGUUGCAAAAUCAAAGUCAAAUCGACAGGCUUUGAUGCUGGCCUUAUUCUAGAUGGCAGCGUGUCUUUACCUUUUAAUGAUGGCAGCACCGCGUCCUUCGAAAUCCGACCCGAAUAUUCAUUAAAAAAUAUCAUUUUUCAAUAAGUAUCAUAUAGUCGUUGUAACUUCAUAUCUUAUUGUUGAUAAUUUCUUUUCUUGUCCGGAUAGCUCAAUUAUACGAAAAGCUCUUAAUUCAAUUCUCAGUAGAGAAAAAAUAAAAGAGUGAUCAUGUUGUAAUUACGUCUUUCUUUUAUUUUAAAACUUUUUUUAGAACAUAUCGCUUGUAUUAAUGAAUUUCUGAUGGCGUAAGACCGCUGCGGACUAAAAAAUCCUUCUCUCGAGUCUACUACCGAUUUAUUGUUAAGUUCUCUCAGUAACGACGGACGGUUUAAUACAUUUUAUUUUUAGCCAAAAAAAAACGGACCAUUCUCCUUCUCCAGGACGACUUACAAGUACGAUGGCACGAUAAUUGCAGGCGAACAGCCGGAUUAUAAAUCACUAGCUGGAAUAAAGUCUCGAAACUGUAAUCUUAUACGCUCAGACGGCAAUUACUGCAGAAGAACGUCAUGUGGUCUAAUGGAUGAUAACAUGCACGGUUGACGUUCAAUCCGUCCAGAUUUUUUCGUUUUUCGUUCCUCGUAUCAGGAAGCAUGCAAAUGAC